This is a messenger RNA of Prunus dulcis (almond), 798 nucleotides long. RefSeq names its product putative disease resistance RPP13-like protein 1. Gene Ontology annotation, biological process: defense response to other organism. Lineage: Eukaryota; Viridiplantae; Streptophyta; Magnoliopsida; Rosales; Rosaceae. Gene Ontology annotation, molecular function: ADP binding. The record is from RefSeq and is a predicted model, not a curated record.
AUGGGUGGGGUUGGCAAGACAACCCUCGCUCGAAUGCUUUACAAUGACCAUAAGGUGGAAGAACAUUUUACACUUAAAGCGUGGGCUUGUGUUUCAGAAGACUAUGAUGCUAUUAGGGUAACUAAAACUCUUCUUGAGUCAGUCACCUUAAAGCCUUGUAAAACGACAGAUCUGAAUUUACUUCAAGUUCAACUAAGAGAACAACUUAAGGGAAGCAAAUUUUUAUUUGUGUUGGAUGACAUAUGGAAUGAGAAAUAUACUGAUUGGAAGUGCCUCCAAACUCCUUUCACUUCAGGGGCAAGGGGGAGUAAAGUCAUUGUAACAACAAGGAACAAAAAUAUAGCGUCAUCCAUGCAAAAUGUUCCUAUUCAAUCCCUGGAACCAUUAUCCCAUGAAGAUUGCUGGUUGUUACUUGCAAAACAUGCUUUUGGAAAUGAAAACUCUAGUGCACAUCCAAACUUGGAAGAAAUUGGCAAGCAAAUUGCACGCAAGUGCAAAGGGUUGCCUUUAGCUGCACAAACACUUGGCGGUGUGUUACGGUGCAAACUAGAUUUCGAGGCAUGGAACAGAGUAUUAAAUAGCAGCAUUUGGGAGUUACCUUACGAGAAAAGUGAUAUUCUUCCUGCUCUAGGAUUGAGUUACCAUUAUCUUCCAGCCAAGUUAAAACGAUGCUUUCUUUAUUGUUCAAUUUUUCCAAAGGACUAUGAAUUCAAUAUAGAAGAUGUGGCUUUUCUUUGGAUGGGAGAAGGUUUAAUUCACCAAGCUGAGGAUGGAAAAAGCCUCGAAGAGGUUGCUUGA